GACAACGCUUGGGCUUGCAAAAUCCAGACGAUGGCCUUGCUAUGCGUUACAUUGUUCCACUAGUGGAGAUUGAAUAAGCGCCCAAUUAAUCCUUCGGGUAGAUCGUUAUCGAUUGUUCAAAUGACCAGUAAUGGACAGAGUACUUUUAUUCAGUCGGCAUGUGCCAACAAUUCAUCGUGUAACCAUGUUGUAAUCAAGCUUGCCUCAGGCAUGUCAGGUGUGAAAAGCUUAAUAGAAUUGAUCAGCCAAAAUGACAAAGGCCCAGGGCCAGACAAUACCCGCCAGCACUAAAUGGUUCCGAUGCUUGUCCGAAAUUACAUGAAUGUAUCACGUGACCCGAACACGAGGUAAUUUAUACAACUUGGAGGCCCUCACAUUCAUAGCUCAUUUUCACUCGGGGGUUCAUUCCGCGAGAUGCAGUCCUCAGGCUCGGAUCGUACUGCUUCGGCCCACCCCUCUACACCGGCGGUAUGGUUGAAGGAGGGACACUCCCUACGUGGCAGAGACAUGUUCCCGGUCGCCGCGCGCUUAGUUCAUCCGGACGAGGUGGAUCCAGAGAAUUUCGCCAGUCUGUCAAGAAGAUACCCUCUUACAUCGUAUUCUUUCGACGACCUGGGCAGUGAAUUCAAAAAGCUUACUGGGUAUGACAUUACGGCGGUCCUGGGCAUGGCACAGAUGGAUGACAGCAUUUGCAACCGAAGCCUAACAGUCCACCAUGCAGUGCUACAGGCAAACUUGACAGGAGCCCCUGCGGGCCAAACCCUUCAGGCAUGUCAGGCUAAGGAGAAAGGCCAGAAGAGGAAAGCCCCAGAAGCCGCUGCAGGGGCACCCCCUAACGUGGAGCAGGGAGCUGACAAUAACAAUGUCCCGGCCCCUCACGCUGAUAAUGAGGAUCCAGCAGUACGUCUAAAACUCCUAGAAGGGGAGGUCAAGCGCAUAAGACAGACGCAAGAAGGCACAUCAGUCCAAACAGCCCUCUCUCAGGUGAGAACCUUGGCUUUGCGGACCACAACCCCAAAUGGCGUCCUCCUAGCCUCCCUCGAAAGCCUUUAUGACACGGCUGUAGCCUCUGAUCAUACUGACAAGGAGCUGUACAAGAUGGCUCUGAAGUCGAGGUUCCAACCCGACAGAUGGGAACUCAACACCGGAUUCGAUCCUCUAAAAGCUACUUCCGAACGUAGGUCACCAAGGCGGACCGAGUGUCGGGGUUCGGUGCCCUCUCUCUCUCUUCGCCCACUGUGCUGUUACUAAAAGUUUGGGAUGUCAAAGGUAAAAACUGGCAAGACUGUCUUGACUCACUCUCCCUAAGAGACCCUAAUUCGUUCGUAGCGGGGCAGCUACACACAGAAAAGCAAAACUGGUCCAUACUGCUCGAUCAGGUUAAUGAUAAAGAUUCUAAGUUGGUGGAAAAGUGGAUUUUCAACGAAGUUGAAAUAGUGGAUUUCUUUCAACCUUUUAAGGGUUACUUCAAAGGGGAAUUCUAUGACUCAAAGCUUCCCCCGGCAAUGGUCUUUCAUAACGCGCCAAAUUGUGCCCAACACAAAGAGGAUAUCGUGAGUCAUCUAGAGGAAGGUUUGCGUAAUGGUUCGCUUGAGCUAGUAGGAAAGGUUGGAGAAGUAGACCCCCCUCAUCUUGUGAUGCCUCUCCUGAUGGUUGAUGGCAAAAGGAAAAAGAGGCUCUGCCAUAAUGAGCAGUUUUUGAACUUAUGGAUGCGUCACAUUCCGUUCUCUCUUGAGGGUCUCUCUCUCCUUCCUUCCCUACUGGAUCAAGGGGAUUUUAUGGCGUCGUCUGACGAAAAAUCAGCCUACUAAGGAGUUCGCUUAUCUCCAGCUUCGCGAACCUAAUUUGGGGUACAGUUUGCUGGAUGGUACCUAGGUACACGGUUCUGCCAUUUGGCUGGUCGGAAUCGCCAUACAUCUACCAGACCAUUGGGAUGCAGGUUCCGUCAUUCCUGCGUCUCCGUGGAAUGAUUACAACUCAGUACCUCGACGAUAGAUUCCUUGGCCCGUUGAAAUCCAUCAUUGCAUCUAAAUUGAAUCAGACCGGAUGGUCCAUUUAUUUCAAUGCAGCCAUCCUUGACCUCUUGGGUUUCUUCAUAGAACAGAAUAAGUCCCUCUGGUUCCCUGUCUUAGCAAUGAUCCACCUUGGCCUUUGUAUUCACUCUGAUUUGAGACAGUUUAGCAUCCCAGAGGCUAAACGGGAGAAUUUCAAGAUCUUACGGGAAACCAUUUUAGAGUCGGAAGCUGUGCAUGUCAAAACUAUGGAAAAAUUCAUGGGCAAAUGUAUGUCUUUUAAGUUGUGUAUCCCAGUCGCAAGGCUAUACAUCCGGAUCAUGGCUGCCAGCAUUUCAAAGGCUUUGAAGUCAGGGUCCCCCAUCAAAAUUUGAGGGCGAUCUUAGGGAAGAAAUUCUCUUCUGGGGCUGCAUCGAUAACUUUGAACAGGGAUCAACAUUUUCCUGGCGGCAUGUGAUUCCCAGGGUAAAACUCCGGUUCAUCACGUUGACUGUGAAUUUAUGACGGACCUGAAACCUCUUUGCGCAUGCCCUCUACGUUUGGCUUAUAACACAGUUGUAAGUAAAAUCUCCCAGAUGAAAUCCAUCUUCAUAGCUUUGGGUAGAUGCCGCCCCUGGGGUCAGAUCCUUGGUAACCCGGCUAUCUCCGAGGAUAUAUCCAUUUAUCAGAAACAAGUCAAAGUGGAACAGAGCAAGGCUCAUGUGACCUCCAAACAGGCCAAACCCAUUUUCAUAUCGAAGCUAAGGUUGUUGGCGCUCUACUAAGAGCGUCACUUGGAAUCAGAAUCGGAAUCUUCCGAAUCAUUUAUCUUUGCUAGAGACCAGGCCCUAUUCAAGCUUUUAUUUUUUGGGGGCGACCGGUCCCACGAUCUUGGACUGAUGCUCUGUCAAGAACUGAAGGAACUCCCAAACCAUGAGGGCUUCCUUAUCAGGCACACCUGGGGUAAAACAGCCAGAAUUGAUAGGCCCAAGGUUUUCUCGGUUCUAAGGUGUCAGGACAAAUCUUUAUGCCUAGUGGAGGCUAUAGAAAGGUAUUUUUCUGUGGCAAAGUCCAUUGGUAUCAAUCUUGGGUGUGGUUUCCUGUUCCGUCCAGUGUGGAAAGGCCAAGUGUUAAACAAGCCACUCUCAUACGAAGCGAUAUACGCUAGACUUAAAUUCUACUUGCGCUCCCUUGGUAUUGACGAGGGGGAAACCCCUCACAGCUUCAGAGGAGGUUGCGCAAUAUCUCUUCACGCAGCCACAGGUGAUGGGAGGGACCUAGGCGCCGUGAUGCAACAUAUUGGCUGGGCUUCAGAGGCAUCAGCUAAGCAUUAUACCAGGGCAGAUUGCUCUAACCAGACCCGUUUGAAUGCCAGGCUUAUGCACAAUCUAAAUAUUGUUUCUCAGGCUGAACAGGAUUUUGUCAAUGAGAGAAGUCUACCAAAUGCCUUACCACGUUUGUAAUUUCUCGAGUACAGGCCUGGGUAUCCGGUGUCAUGCAGUUAUACAGGCUACCCACAGUCAAGAUUAAUACGGUCUCUGGAGCAGUAAUUGCAUGCAGUCUUCCCAGGCAGUCCAGUACAUAUAUAUAUAGAGCAGUUGUAAUUCUAUUUUGUGUUAAAACCUAUUUCGUAAUAAAGCCAAAAUAUAGUUGA
Messenger RNA from Lineus longissimus, 3645 nucleotides. RefSeq lists its product as uncharacterized. Lineage: Eukaryota; Metazoa; Nemertea; Pilidiophora; Heteronemertea; Lineidae. The record is from RefSeq and is a predicted model, not a curated record. The transcript has 4 exons. The coding region runs from base 415 to 1251 and encodes 278 amino acids.